Molecule: messenger RNA, 859 nt
Organism: Lynx canadensis (Canada lynx)
Lineage: Eukaryota; Metazoa; Chordata; Mammalia; Carnivora; Felidae
Gene: NTAQ1
Product: N-terminal glutamine amidase 1
Exons: 6
Coding region: 63-686 (207 amino acids)
Cellular component (GO): cytosol; nucleus
Molecular function (GO): protein-N-terminal asparagine amidohydrolase activity; protein-N-terminal glutamine amidohydrolase activity
Source: RefSeq, a predicted model, not a curated record
GCACGCGGGGCUGGUCCAGUGGGUCCGCCUCUGGCCUGUCCCCUGGCCGAAGCCAGCCUGCCAUGGAGGGGGAUGUCCCCGCCGCUGCAGCCGCCUGCUACCAGCCGGCCAGCCCCCCACGGGACGCCUGUGUCUACAACAGCUGCUACUGUGAAGAAAAUAUUUGGAAGCUUUGUGAAUACAUCAAAAACCAUGACCAGUAUCCUUUAGAAGAGUGCUACGCUGUUUUCAUAUCUAAUGAGAGGAAGAUGAUACCUAUCUGGAAACAACAAGCAAGACCUGGAGAUGGACCUGUGAUCUGGGAUUACCAUGUUGUCCUGCUUCAUGUCUCAAGUGGUGGACAGAGCUUCAUUUAUGAUCUUGACACUGUCCUGCCAUUUCCCUGUCCUUUUGACACUUAUGUGGAAGAUGCAUUUAAGUCUGAUGAGGACAUCCAUCCACAGUUUAGAAGGAAAUUUCGAGUGAUCCGUGCAGAUUCGUAUUUGAAGAACUUUGCUUCUGACCGAUCUCACAUGAAAGAUUCCAGUGGGAACUGGAGAGAACCUCCUCCAUCUUAUCCCUGCAUCGAAACUGGAGAUUCCAAAAUGAACCUGAAUGAUUUUAUCAGCAUGGAUCCUGAGGUAGGAUGGGGAGCUGUCUACUCCCUGUCUGAAUUUGUACAUCGGUUUGGCAGUCAGAACUACUGAAAGGGACAUCUGGAUGUAAACUAUGGAGAAAUUCUAGGACAUGAACAGUCCAUCUCUUCAUUUGGGACAGCAAACACUAUGGUACAUUUGGCUUGGAAUUAUAUUUUCUUCUUUUAAUUCAGUUGAGUUGAAACAUGAAUGAACAAAAAAAUUAAUAAAAAUAAUUUUUUUGA